UUUUUUUUUUUUUUAGAAAAAGAGUGCGUAGUUUCUUUCUGUCAUGAAUCGAACACUCAAGCAACUUAUUCUUCCAACUUCCCGUCAACUACUAAGAAAUAACAGUCGUCGUGUUGUCUUGACCCCUGUGUAUCAACGUCAUUUGACACAAUCUAUCGUACGACCUAUUUCUUUCAAGGGUCUGUUUGGCAAGAGUCAACCAGCCAGAGAAGGAUCAGUGUUAUUAGAACAAGACGACUUAUUUCAUGUGCUAUCCAAGUCACCUUUACCCGAGAUGCGAGACAGAGCAGCUAUCAUUAACAAGUAUGGUGUCUGUCCUGUCUGUGAUAACCAUGAAGGUGAAAAAAAGAAGCCUACAUUUGACUGUCCUGACUGUGGUUAUCCUACCCAUUGUUGUGAAGACCAUUAUCAUCAAGGAAAAGCAGCUCAUCAAGAGAAUUGUGGUAUUUUAAGACAACAAAAUGAAGAUGAUCAUGAUUUACGUUCUGGUAGACCCAUGCGAGAAUUUGAAUUUCCUAGUGCACAAGGGUUUGAUGAAGCUGUCAAUAUGGCCAACUGGGACAUUUUCUUUUAUACACGUAGUUUUCCUUCCAUGGACUCUGACAGGUCCAUGCGCCAUGUCUCUAAAUUAUUGACUUAUCCAAUCACGAUUGCCUCUGUCUUGCAUCAAUCCAGUCCUUAUAAAUACGGUCAACAAGUGACAGCUGAAGGCAUGCGUUCGAUUGCUGCCUUAAGAACAGUGCUCUACCCCAAUACACAGAACAGCAAUGAUGCUCAAGCUCAAGUACGUACAGACACCAUCAAUGUGUACCUUCUAGGUGCUCGUGCAGAAGCCACCUUACCUGCUCAUAUCUGGCUCCAAUUAUGUUACUUGUUCCCUUCCUCUCCUUUCCAUAUUCACUUUGUUGGUCCUGAUGCUUUAUCACCCAACCAAGAACCACAUACCAAGUCAGUAAAUGAACGUCUGUUCUUUACUUAUGAUAGUGCCAUGUACCAUGAAUAUCAUGACAAGAUUGACAAGUUUGAUCCUUACACAGACUUGUUCUUUUUGUUCUCUCCUGGUAUUGGUCAUGGAGAGGCUCGUGAAGGAUGGAAACCCUCGAUUGAGAAAGCAUUGGAGACCAAGUGUCCUAUUUUCAUUACGGGUUAUGAUAAAGCUGAUAUGAAGAAUGAUGUAGAGGCUGUUGAACAAGAUUAUAUGGGUGAAUUUGAUUGGAUUUUAAAGCCUACUGUGAAUGAAUUCCGUAGUUUAAAGCGUGAUAUUAACUUGAUGGACUUGAGACAGACUAUUUUUGCAAACUAUGGUAUUUGGGGUAUUCGUGGCAAACGUUAUGACGUUGUUCAUGACCCUGAACAUAACGAUUAAACUGCCUUUUUUUUUUUCUUUAUU
Molecule: messenger RNA, 1390 nt
Organism: Gilbertella persicaria
Lineage: Eukaryota; Fungi; Mucoromycota; Mucoromycetes; Mucorales; Choanephoraceae
Product: zinc-finger of mitochondrial splicing suppressor 51-domain-containing protein
Exons: 2
Coding region: 44-1366 (440 amino acids)
Cellular component (GO): extrinsic component of mitochondrial inner membrane
Source: RefSeq, a predicted model, not a curated record